AUUGUGAACGAGCAAGAGAAUUCAAAAAUAGGAAUAAUAUCGAAAAAUAAACAGAGUAGUUGCAAUUAUUUUUACCUCUUUUGUUUCGGUGUCUGUGGAAAUUUUUAAAAUUACUAUCGUAAAAUUAUAUUGCAAUAACACGUGUAUGUAUAUUGGUGCAUUAAACUGUUGUUAAAUGCGCGUGAAAUUAUAAACAAUAAACGUUUUACCUCGUCUUAUCGAAUAAAAUUCAUGUUAAUAUAGAUACAGAUCGUGACUAGCAUGUUUUCACAACUAAUUUAAUGCAUGUUUUUUUCCUCGUAAUAUUUACGAAGUUGGUUUGGAAACUUUAGUACCUUGAAAUUUGGCGUAACGGUUUUCCAAAUUGUAAGUGACCUAGUACUUGGAAGAGACAAAAGAUGGAUUAUUUUGUUGGAAAAGAAUUUGAAGUUUAUAACUUCAGAAUAAUAUGGAAUGCUAUCGCAUCUGUUGGAUGGUAUAUAAUUGCAGUUGUAAUCUCAUUUUGGUUGGCAUCUCCAUAUAUACGAGAAAAAUAUACAAGUUGGAAGUUGAAAAAGGAUGAACAAGAAUAUGCAGCAAAAUAUCAUAAAAAUCCUGAUCUUCUGCAAAAAAGAUUAUCAAGUUUUGAAGCUUCGCGUCAAAAAAUGCAGGAAGAAUAUUAUCAGAAAUCCAUAUUGGCACAACAAAAAGAAACAGAGAACGAAAAGGCAAAACAAAUACCAAAAUUGAUGUUGGACGACAACCAAUUGUUGGUGACAAGCAAUAGAUCAGGAAAGAAAGACAAUGAUUUAGCACCUUUUACAGAGAAGAAGCACAAAUCGAUAAGGGAAGAAUACAAUCCAUUAAUGGGUCACAGUUCUAGAGGGUAUCGACCCCCUAAACGCACUUGUUGUGGUAAAGGUGGUUGUGGGUAGUUAUCAAUGUAAUUUUAUCUUUCUAUUUUCGGCAUAACUAUUCAAAAGGAGAAAAUGGUUGGUUUAUAAACAACAAAUUUUGUAAAUAAUUAUUAAGAUGUCUUUCGUUGCAAUAAAGUUAUAAAUUUCUAGAAGAUACAUCUAAUAUAAUGUUUGAGUUAUUUUGAACUUUUAUAUUUGUCAUUUUUGCUGAAGUGGUGUUUAAUGCGUAGAGAAGUAGGAUGAGAGGAAAUAACUGUUUAUUGUUUCUUUUUUUUUUUUUUUUCGGGGAGGAUUCAAUUGUCAAGAAUUGUCGUUAGUUUGAAAGAAGUAAACGUAAACGUAAAAAGUUUGUAAAAUACUCGCAUGUUGAACAUCAUUUUUUUUCUUCAUUUUUAUUAAUAAUCGUUACUCGUAUAUUGCGUAACGCUUUUGUAUAUCGCCUUAUAUGCAUAUGUAGUACUUGACAAUAAUAAUUAUUACUUUUUAAUUAUCUA
Messenger RNA from Frieseomelitta varia, 1390 nucleotides. RefSeq lists its product as uncharacterized. The record is from RefSeq and is a predicted model, not a curated record. Gene Ontology annotation, biological process: endoplasmic reticulum unfolded protein response; retrograde protein transport, ER to cytosol. NCBI's taxonomy places the organism in Eukaryota, Metazoa, Arthropoda, Insecta, Hymenoptera, Apidae. Gene Ontology annotation, cellular component: Derlin-1-VIMP complex; Derlin-1 retrotranslocation complex; endoplasmic reticulum membrane. The coding region runs from base 399 to 914 and encodes 171 amino acids. The transcript is spliced from 5 exons.